GAAGCGGUAUGUGUAUGCAGUAUAGAACUGUAUAGCAAUGCCCGGCACACGAUCGAAGUGGUGAGUAAUAACAUUGUGAAAUGCAUCAUCCAAACGACGGUAUGAUCGAAACAUAUAAACCUGAAGCAUGAUUACUACCAAGCUCAGUAUUUUAGUUAGUGCUAUCGGAAGAACUAUCAUUUCUACAUGGAAGCUGAAGAAGCUUUGUUCGGGUUUGGAUUGUUUGACGACUUUCCCGAGGGAGAAUUACACCCUUUGCAGAUCGAUGUUUUCGAAGAUGAAAACGAAAAUUCCAAUCAACGGACAAAAAUCAACAUUUAUCGCCCUGUGAAGGAAGGCACUGAGCUACAUCGAGCCAUUCGUAGUGGUAGACAGGUGCGAAUAGAUGCCCUUCUGGAUACGUAUCAAUUGGAUUUUAUGAAAAUUAAAGAUUAUCUAGUGCUCAAAUACCAAUGGGACCCAGAAGAUCAUAUAUGGUUAAGGAAGGUGAACUUGGUUGCCGUCAACGAAGAUCAAUGCAGAAGUGUCAAGGAUUUGGAACGCAAUCGUGAAGCUGAUGGUCGAGUUAGUUUGGAGCGAUCUAUGUUUGUUCUUCUACAAACUCCAGUAGAUGGUGAAGAAGUGGCAGUACUGCAUCCGGAGUAUUAUGAUAAUUUGGAACUGUUCAAAGCUUUAUGGAAACUAUUCCCAAAUGGGUACCUCUCGUGGGACAACUUCAUGGAAGAUCACGGUAGAUGGGAGACUUUUAUUGAAGCAGCAGCUGGUUGUGGUAAUAACUAUACCAUAAAGCGAUUACUUUCGAUGGGCGCACAACUUUGUCUCCCACAACACAAUCCUUUGUUAUCUGCUUGCUCAUCGCUUCGGAAAGAUACGAUACGCUUCUUGCUGGAUAAUUAUUUCGAUGAUUUCGAUUUCACUCAACGCAAAAACUUCAUGAAUGCUUUCAUAAUUCUUAUACAGCGAAACAAUAUUGAACUUCUGGAUUACGUUUUAGAAAAGAUGAUCCAAUACCGAGGAAAGUAUUACGGUGAGAGUAAAUCGCAAGCUUUCAACAGUAUUUUCCGUUUUGAGGAUGACGAUUGCCCUUAUUUUUCAACUCUGACAUACUUGAGACCUGGGAAAGUUCAAAAGAGAAUUGAGGAGUACAUUGUAGAGUUUGAGCUUGAUCUGUCGUACCGUAGGGAGAAUGCCUCUAUAGUUUUAGCACAGCUUUUGCGGAAAAAGCUAGCAUUGGAAUACUGUAGAGCUCAAAUUCGACGAAAUCCCGAACUGUUGGGAAUGAUGCGACAUGAUGGCAAUGGCCCAACGAUCUUACACGAAUGUAUAAGCUGCGAUGAACUGGAGCUUCUGAACGAUAUGUAUAUGAUUCAUCCAGAAGUUAAGCAGAACUUCAAUCAUGAGUAUGGAUUUAUACUGUUUCGAGAGGCUUUAGACAAUCAUCGUAAUGAUAGAGUGCAAUUCAUGCUUAAAUACCAUAAGGAUUUUUUGUGGAGCAACAUGGAACGUCUCCAGAUAGUUAUAUUUAACAGAAACAACAUUGAAGCCUUUUAUGAGUGGAAUGAAACAAUCCUUUCAGAACAUCUUCCCGAACUCAAAGGACAAAUCGAAGAUGCCAUCGUGACAGCUCACGAGCUUCAAAUCGUCAAUGAUCUGGAAAAGGAAUUCAAAGAAAUCACGGAAAAAAUAAAAGGAAAUCUCCAGAAUGUUUCCCAGUACCAACACAUAUUAAGCAGUAUCCGAGGUCCUUCAGGGGAGUCUGCAUUGCACUUUGCUGUAGAAAACGACAACCUUCAAUUGUUCGAAAAACUCAUACAAGUUGAAUGCGAUCUGAAUGUUUCGGAUAACGAAGGAAACCAUCCCAUACAUUACGUGCGAAGCGUUGAUAUGCUCAACCUUAUCAUUGAAAGCCAUCCGCAAGGACGGUCCCUCGUCAAUCGCGUGAAUUCCGCUGGAUGGUCUGUGCUUCAAAAGGUCUGUUCUCACUAUGCAACAUCUACAAAUACUUUGAUACAACUAGUGGGCACUUUAAUCGAAUACGGAGCGGAUGUGAACCACCUAACGAAAAGUGGAGAAACAGCAGCUUUCAUGACAUGGAGUGUUCCUGUACUUGAAAUGCUUAUGAACCACGGUAUCAAUCUGAACGUUGUCAAUGAUUCAGGAGAAACUGCUGUUUUGCGACAUCUUUGGUACCAAAAUACGUGGGUUGCUCGAAUAUUGCUGCCACUUGCGUGGGACCAUCCUUCGUUCGAAGAGAAUGCUCAUAAAUAUUUGGCUCCACUACUGAAAACCAAGCGGUAUGCCUUCGAUUACUACCGUUCGCUGCUGGACGACAAUCCGGAUAAGACGAAGAAAAUGCUUGAUGCCGUUUAUCAACGUUCGCCCGAAGAGGCCUCACGUUUGUUCGCCAGUGCAUGCGAUAGAACGCGUCUGUUUUACGUGCAGAAAUUUUUGGAGUACAACUAUGAGUUGGACUUCAACUACAGGGAUCAGUAUGGCUACACACCGAUAAUGGGAUUGCUCAAUUUUAACAAAGAACGUCCCGGAGACCUCAUUCGACAGCUUUUGGAAAAGAAUGUCGAUCUGGAAAUUCGUAACCAAUGGAAUCAAACGCCUUUGCUCAUCAUUGCAAGUAGAUUUGCCUCAGCUCGACGGUACGACCAGGGCAUCAGUACAGUUGAGUUGUUGCUGCAGCAUGGAGCACAGAUCAAUGAAGUGGAUGAGAGUGGCAAUACGGCAUUGCAUCUGGCAUUCAAAAGCAGUGAGUGGGAACUCGUUGAAUUGCUUAUUCAAAAUGGAGCCGAUUUGACUACGACGAAUAAUGAUGGAAAAAGGCCAUGGGAGUCGGGACCUUGUGCAAUCAGGGAUAUCUUCAGGUUGAUUUGGUCCAGUAACAAUGCUAACGUUGGGUUCUAAAACUU
Molecule: messenger RNA, 2918 nt
Organism: Aedes aegypti (yellow fever mosquito)
Lineage: Eukaryota; Metazoa; Arthropoda; Insecta; Diptera; Culicidae
Exons: 2
Coding region: 187-2913 (908 amino acids)
Molecular function (GO): protein binding
Source: RefSeq, a predicted model, not a curated record